Molecule: messenger RNA, 861 nt
Organism: Trichophyton benhamiae CBS 112371
Lineage: Eukaryota; Fungi; Ascomycota; Eurotiomycetes; Onygenales; Arthrodermataceae
Exons: 1
Coding region: 1-861 (286 amino acids)
Cellular component (GO): nucleolus
Molecular function (GO): rRNA (adenine) methyltransferase activity
Source: RefSeq, a predicted model, not a curated record
AUGAAGAGGAAAAAGUCGCUGGCGCAGGGACGGCCGCCGACAGUCAAGAAGCCGGCUGCGUCGCUGUCAGCCAGGGCAACCCGAGACCUCAUCCGGAGCCACCACCAGCUACACAAGGCGCGCGCAAGGGCAGCAGCAGAAGGCAACGAGGAGCUGGUGCGGCAGCUGGACAGCGAGAUAGCCGCGAAGGGCGGGCUGAAGAGCUACCAGAUCGCCAGCAAGAAGGGCCAGUCGAAGGAGCGCGGAGGUGAUUCCAGCCAUGUCCUGCUGCAAUGGCUGAAGCCCAAGUUACUCGGUGCCAUUCAGGGCCAGCCAGACAACGGCACAGGCAAACUGCGAGUACUAGAAGUUGGCGCGUUGAGUAGUAGGAAUGCUUGCUCGAUGGUGAAGGCGCUGGACGUUACGAGGAUCGACCUCCAUUCGCAAGAGGCGGGAAUACUGCAGCAAGACUUUAUGGAACGGCCAUUGCCAACUACCGAUGGGGACAGGUUUCACAUUAUCAGCUUGUCCCUGGUGCUCAAUUACGUCCCCGAUCCCGUGGGCAGAGGCGAGAUGCUACGCCGGACAGUCGAGUUUCUCACAUCGAGUGUCAAGGACGACGUUCUGCCAGCGCUCUUCCUAGUACUACCGGCUGCCUGUGUGUUGAAUUCAAGAUACCUGACCGAAGAGAGGUUAGACGACAUCAUGGCAUCGCUCGGAUACCAGCAGCUACAGCGGAAAGUGUCCUCGAAGCUCAUUUAUUACCUCUGGAGGUACACUGGUGUCCACGUUAGGACCCAGGGGGCUGCCUUUCCAAAGCAGAUCAUCAACCCGGGGCCAGGCAAGAAUAACUUUGCCGUUGUCUUGAAACCUUCUGCUUGA